This is a messenger RNA of Lactuca sativa (garden lettuce), 1034 nucleotides long. Its product is annotated as PRA1 family protein F3. The record is from RefSeq and is a predicted model, not a curated record. Lineage: Eukaryota; Viridiplantae; Streptophyta; Magnoliopsida; Asterales; Asteraceae. Gene Ontology annotation, cellular component: endoplasmic reticulum; Golgi apparatus. Gene Ontology annotation, biological process: vesicle-mediated transport.
AAGGACACUUAAAAGAAAAUUAGAAUAUAGAAGUAGGGUAUUUGAAGCAAUUUGUUUAUUUAACAGAGUGACGCGCCUAAAUCAAUGGAGAUCACAUGCGAAUCACCUCUACGCCCUGAUCUCCCUCUCUAUUCCACCGCCCUAUUUCAGGCACCAACUACUCCCAACCCUCGCCGCCGUUUCUUCAACUGCCGGCGAUAAUGACGACGUACGGCACGAUUCCGACGUCAUCUAGCGGAGGUACGAAUCUCGAAUUCCUAACUCGCGCAAGAGACCGCAUACAAACAGGACUAGGCACCCGACGGCCAUGGAAGGAGAUGUUCAACCUCGCUUCGAUCAACUUUCCUCAAAGCGUCUCCGACGCGUUUUCUCGAAUUAAAACGAACAUUGGAUACUUCCGCAUGAACUAUGCUAUUGUUGUGCUCAUUAUUUUGUUCCUGAGCCUGUUAUGGAAUCCGACCUCGUUGAUCGUAUUCACGGUGUUGAUGGCGGCGUGGUUGUUCCUCUACUUCCUCCGCGACGAACCUCUAACGAUUUGUCAGAGUGUGAUCGAUGAUCGUGUGGUGCUUGGGCUUCUAUCUGUUGUUACGAUUGUUUUGCUGCUGCUGACUGACGCCACGAUGAACAUACUGUUGUCGAUUUUGGGUGGACUUGUACUUGUUGUGAUUCACGCUGUUUUGAGGAAGACGGAUGACUUGUUUUUGGACGAAGAUGGCCUCGAAGCAGGGGGCUAUCUAGUUGCUUCUUCACCGUAGAGAAGGUAUUUUCUCAGUGUCAAUUGCAGCUCUGUGUUUGUUAAUUUCCUGUUAUACUGGUAAAUUGUGUUCAUUAAGUGAGAAACGUGAUUCGUGAUUCGAGAUAGGAGGAGCUGCUGAUUGUUUUUUUUUUUCAAACGAAAUUACUUCUGUAUCUACUUGAGAUUAUGUUUGUGCACGAAAGGGUAAUUCCAAUUUGACCCAACAGAGUUGUUUGUAGAUGUAUGCUUUAUAUUCAAAUCAAACAUUCUUUUAAUAAGUUUGUAAUUCCUUCGAUUA